This is a messenger RNA of Chenopodium quinoa (quinoa), 1293 nucleotides long. RefSeq names its product cysteine-rich receptor-like protein kinase 6. Bases 390 to 1025 code for a protein of 211 amino acids. The record is from RefSeq and is a predicted model, not a curated record. The transcript is spliced from 3 exons. Gene Ontology annotation, biological process: protein phosphorylation. Gene Ontology annotation, molecular function: protein kinase activity; ATP binding. Lineage: Eukaryota; Viridiplantae; Streptophyta; Magnoliopsida; Caryophyllales; Amaranthaceae.
ACUUGCAGAUGGACAAGCUAUAGCUGUUAAGAGGCUUGCAAGUCCCUCAGGGCAAGGAAUUAGGGAAUUCAAGAGUGAGGCAUGCUUAGCAGCAAAGCUGCAACAUAAGAAUCUUGUCAAAGUUCAUGGAUUUUGCUUAGACGGAGAAGAAAAAUUACUUGUAUAUGAGUUUGUGCCAAAUAAAAGCUCUGACCGAUUUCUACAUUGUAUGAUUUCAGUUACAACCUGAACUUUGUUAUAAAAGGCCAUGUUGGAAAAUGCAUAUUAUAUACAAUUAUUUGUGAAAAGUUCUGAUUUCUUGAUGACUUACUUCUUGUCCAGGCUGAUAUUGUAGGUACAAACAGGGGAGUCCAUUUGAAGUGGGAAACUCAGCUCGACAAAGGAUUGUAAUGGGAAUUGCAAGAGGACUUCAGUAUCUUCAUGAAGAUUCCAGAUUCGAGAUGAUCCAUCGCGAUCUCAAGCCUAGCAACAUAUUAUUGGAUGGAGAAAUGAACCCCAAAAUUGCAGAUUUUGGAAUGGCAAAACUUUUCGAGGCAGACCAAACUCAAGGAAAUACUAGUAGAGUUGCUGGAACAUUUGGCUACAUGGCUCCUGAGUAUGCUUCAACAGGAAAUUUUUCAGUCAAAUCUGAUGUUUUUAGUUUUGGAGUCUUACUUCUGGAGAUUGUGAGUGGACGCAGGAAUAGUGUAACUGAUCUAAACAUAGAAGAUGAGAACUUACUAGAUCAUGCAUGGAAGUGCUGGAAUGAUGGGACCGGUUUAGAGUUGGUGGAUCCAAAUCUUGGAGGAAAUUUCUCAAUCCCUGAAAUUGAAAGAUACAUCCAUAUUGGAUUAUUGUGUGUUCAGGAAGAUGCAGCUAGACGACCAGCAAUUGCAUCAAUCUUGUCUAUGCUCAGUAGCCAGUCAGCUGUUCUGCCAUCUCUGACAGCGCCUCCAGCUUUUCCGUAUAAGAGAAACCUUCCUCAAGCCUUGAGUGCAAGUAAUGCUCAUUUUACAGAGGUGUUCACUAAUGUGAAUGGCAGGUAAUUCUAUUACAUGGAAGCUCUGUUACUUAGAAGGCUGAUUGAUUACAAUGCUUGAAAACUCUAUAUAGGGAUUCUUUUACACAAAAUUUAUUUCCUUCAUGUCAAUAAAUGAUAAUUAUACUCAAUAUUUUGCUUGUUAACACAGCAUGAUUCUAAUAAUGAUUUUCUGAUUUUGCUAGACAUUAUUAUUUGUUAACACAACAAUUGAUUCUACUUUGAUGUGGAUCCAAAAGUAUCACUCUGUGUGUGUGUGUGUUUUUUUUCCCCUG